This is a messenger RNA of Aspergillus thermomutatus, 1809 nucleotides long. RefSeq lists its product as uncharacterized. The transcript has a single exon. Bases 1 to 1809 code for a protein of 602 amino acids. The record is from RefSeq and is a predicted model, not a curated record. Lineage: Eukaryota; Fungi; Ascomycota; Eurotiomycetes; Eurotiales; Aspergillaceae.
AUGGUUGAAACCAGAACCUCUGCCAAAGGCAAAGGAAAAGCAAAGCGGCCUUCCCCGCUGAGUUCAAGCAACCCUACACUAACUAAGAAGCGACUACACCCUGCAAUCAAGCAGGCAGCACGGCAAAUGAGACAGGAGGUAGCUCAAGCUGAGGAGAAAGUGGCUUGGAUUCUACAAGCCGCGCAGACAACAGACAGCGAUGAUGAGCUCAACCAGGCUGCACCUAAACCUACUCCACCCACUCCACCACGCUCUACCAUGCAGCGCGCACCAUCAAACCCGUUGACGGCAUCACCGCGCGCUGGGAACACGCCUCCGGCAUCGGUGAGCGCUAAGCUCGCGCCACCAGCCUUCACAGCUAUGCAAUACAAAUAUUUCCCAACGUAUGCCGCAAACCCACCGACAGCAUCAUCAUACGCUACAAAUUUGUUCGGAUCAGCACCGAACCCAACCCCGGCAGCCCAGAGCUCGACGCAGAGCAAUGAAAUUUUCAGCGGAACUCCAGCACCUGAGGCUUUCCGAACACCACUGAUCCCUGGCGCAAACCCGUACUAUACCCUGAGAUCAUUGCAACCGACCAGCACAUACCAACCAGCGAAGUACGGAGAACCCGCACCUUCCACUGAACCUGUAAUCCAGCCAGCCGCAGCAGGCGUCGGAAUGGAACCACCAACACCCCAGCUACCCGCAGCAAGCGUUGCAAUAGAACCACCAGCACCCGUAACUGCGUUGCAAGAGCCAACCACAAAUCUUUCAGACACUGCCGAACCAUCAGGAAGCAAAACCAACGACAGUGAAGCUACCCCUCUGUACUCAUUCAUUCGCUUCUUGCCCCCUAAGUUUCGCAUCGUUGUUGACUUCGACAAAACGAACUACGUCGGGGACACACCCGAGCCGAUGCCGAAGCUAAAGGAACCUACCAUACCAACAACCAAGGUCGGCAUGACGACAAAUUUCGGACUCAUCGACGACGAUGGCGUACCCAUCGCCUAUGGCUUUGAACCCGCUAGCCUGCGUACCUCAAUGACGAAAAUCUAUGAGAUCGCUGAUGUGCGUGGAGGAACCCUCACACUGAAGCAUGUCCGCUUGGACCCUGAAUAUGCCACAGAAAGGCAGCGACUGCUUUGCGCCCUGAGCAUGUAUGACCAACUAUACCGCCUGUGGGAAGAAACCAUGGAGCAGUACAAGGCCGAUAUGUGCAAAUGGCGCAUAGCGCGGCGGAACUGGGAGUACAAGAUUGUCAAAAUGAAUUUUGAAGCUGGCAAACCUGUCUUCCAAGCCGCCCUAACGUCCGACGACAUCAAGCAGCUAAGGAAAUGGGUCGACAAAGAAAACAUCGUCGACCACCCCCAGAAGUCCUCACCGUGGAAUAUCGGCACGGUACACCCACACCAUCCCAAUGCCAUUACGUACGCCCAAAAAUUCCGCUCUGGACCGGCUAGGGACCAAGUCGAUGACAAGAUGAAGAAAAUCUUGGCGGUAAUGCAAAAGAUAAGGGACAAGCUCGAACCACCGCAACCCCCAAAGCCAAAGCCUUCCACACUACCGGCGCAAAUUGAAUUCGAUGACGACUCCGAAGACGAAGAUGAGUUCCAACAUGUUAACCUUGAGAACUACAUUGAAUGGUGCGUAGAGCGCCAUGUUGCAUGGCGUUCAGUGAAGAUCAAGAGCACCGACGACGUGUACGCCAAAUUUGAUAUCACCCCACCUAACCAAGUCAAACUGCAGUCAUCCGCAUGGCCGAAAGGCAUGCAUUCCUUGCUUGACCAUAUAGCUGUGAUGUGUCCACAACAACAGCAGGGCUGGUGA